AAUGUGCAUUUUGUUUUAGGACCUUUGAUUUAUAUUGUGUACUCAAAAGACCUGGUCAUUUGUUCCGCACCAACCCUCACUAGCUAGGCAUUUAACCGGACACUAAACAAUAGCAAAAACUCAGAAGAUGGAGUCUUCACCAAGGCUGCAACUACAUAUAUAAACCAGAGCAGCCAUUGCAAACACUCAAGAGUACAACUCAUUCACAAUAUCAUGGAUUCCCCAAAUGUCAAAUACAUCUCAGAAUGCUUUAUCCAACCUCACAGUGCUUCCGAAGAAUCAAAAAAGCCCUUUUAUUUGGCCCCCUUUGACCUCGCUAUGCUCUCCGCUCACUAUAUCCAGAAAGGACUCCUCUUCACCAAACCUCCCGAAGCUAAUAACAACCCCAAUUUUCUCCAAACCCUUUUGGCCAAACUGAAGCACUCUCUUUCCCUCGCACUCGUUCACUUCUACCCUCUCGCCGGCCGCCUUGUCACCAAGAAAGAACAAGAUCCUCAUUUAUAUUUGGUCUAUGUGGACUGCAGCAACAGCCCCGGAGCCAAGUUCAUCCAUGCUUCUCUUGACAUGUCCAUCUCCCACAUUCUCUCCCCAACUGAUGUGCCUCUGGUGGUUCAGUCCUUCUUUGAUCACGACAGGGCAGUCAACCACGACGGCCACACCACGUCGCUGCUGACGGUUCAAGUCACGGAGCUGGUGGACGGCGUUUUCAUUGGGAUGUCAAUGAACCACGCUCUCGGUGACGGAACAUCAUACUGGCAUUUCUUCAACACUUGGUCUGAAAUAUUCAGAGCAGAAGAGAAUAACAUCACUCUUUCUGAGAUCUCACGCCCUCCGGUUUUGGAGCGGUGGUUCCCAUACGGGCUUGGUCCGAUUUUCAGCCUCCCUUACACAAACCCUGAUGAAUUCAUUGAAAGAUUUGAAGCUCCGGAGCUGAGGGAGAGAAUUUUUCACUUCUCCUCAGAAUCCAUAGCCAAAAUCAAAUCAAAGGCCAAUUCAGAGUGUAGGACCAGCAAAAUCUCCUCUUUCCAGGCCUUGUCUGCUCUUCUCUGGCGGUCGCUUACACGAGCGCGUGGUUUUGCACCAAAUCAAGAAACCAGCUGCAGAUUGGCUGCAAAUAACAGAGCAAGAAUCAACCCGCCGUUGUCUCCUAAUUACUUUGGGAAUUCUAUUCACCCGGUGAAAUCACAACCUGUGAAAGCAGGGGAGUUGCUUGAAAAUGGGCUUGGAUGGGCAGCGUGGAAGUUACACGAGACUGUGGUGAACCACAACGACAAAUGGAUCCGUCAAUCCAUUGAUGCGUGGUUAAAGUCUCCGGCAGUAUACCAAUUGAGUCGGACUUUUGACCCGCACAGUAUAAUGAUGGGGAGUGGUCCGAGAUUUGAUAUGUAUGGAAAUGAAUUUGGGAUGGGAAAAGCUGUGGCGCUACGAAGUGGGUAUGCCAAUAAGUUCAUUGGGAAAGUGACGUCGUAUUCGGGACGUGAAGCAGGAAGCAUCGACUUGGAGGUGUGUCUUCCUCCGGCUGCAAUGAGGGCUCUUGAAUCUGAUGUAGAGUUCAUGGAAGCUGCCUCUGUACCAAGUUAUGAUUAGUCAAACUUGUUUGAAGUUUGAACUUUGAAGUAUUGUAGCAAGAUCCAGAAGAAUGAUGUUUGCCAUCUUUUUUUCUUU
This is a messenger RNA of Fragaria vesca subsp. vesca, 1665 nucleotides long. RefSeq lists its product as uncharacterized. The transcript has a single exon. Bases 214 to 1587 code for a protein of 457 amino acids. Lineage: Eukaryota; Viridiplantae; Streptophyta; Magnoliopsida; Rosales; Rosaceae. The record is from RefSeq and is a predicted model, not a curated record.